CUUUAAUGUGUAAUAUAUAUUGUUUUAUUUGCAAAUAUGACUUUCUUUGAUAUUUAAAAAAAUAUAUUACACGUGACAUCACAGUUAUGUCUCGCCGUCUUUACCUUCAAACCAGUGCGUAUGGACGGUGAGACAUAUACGUGAUGCCAUGUUUUGCACGUCUAAUCUUGAAUGAUUAUGUUACUGGUGUUGAGCGCAUUUCGGCGUGAUGCUAAUUUAUUAGCUCUGUUUACGUGGAAGGGUAAGCAUUAGAUAAAAAUGGGUAGUUACGAACGUGAGCAAGCAGCAUUACAGAAGCUGUGGGAAGAGUGUAUGUCCGAUGAUGAGAGUAAUAUAAGUGAAUUUGGGGACGUAUAUUUAUCAGAUGAAUAUAAACCUAAGUCAGACGAAGAGACAUCCAGUGACAACGAUAUUUUAGUGGAGCGUGCAAAGAGACGUAAAACUUCAAUCAAAGACUUGGGAGACAAUGCAGCAGGUCCAUAUACUGCAGAGCACAAUAUAAGCGUGGAUGCGGAAGACACAAUUCAAAAUGUAAUAGACGAUGUCAGUCCUCCAUAUGCAAUUGAAAGCGAAGAUGAAGAAAUGCAGACUCCUGAUUCUGGUGACAAUAUAAACUGGGGUCCUGUUGACGGUUCAUCACUCAAACAUUUUGGUUUUGCUGAAGCUGAUAUUGGAAUAAAGCCUGAAUUUUAUGAAAUUUAUGACAAGGAGCCCUAUGAUUUUUUCAAAUUAUUUAUUACUGAUGAGAUAAUAGAAUAUAUGGUAUAUCAAACAAUCCUCUAUGCUGAGCAAGUACUAAAGGAAAAACCGACGGCCAAAGGACAGGUGAAAAAAUGGGUUCCUACUACAAGCCAAGAAAUGAAAAAUUUUCUUGGAAUUAUAUUGUGGAUGGGACUUAUGAAACUUCCACGUCUAAAAGCUUAUUGGAGAACUAACAUUUUAUACAUAAACAAAGUAAAAGAACUCAUGGCCCGAGAUAGGUUUGAACAAUUAUUGAAAAUGUGGCAUUUCAACAAUAACGAAGAUGAAAGUUAUGCAAACGACAGACUUCGAAAACUGACACCUUUAGUGAACAAAUUAUUGGAUAGAUUUCAAAUGAUCAUCAAACCAGGGUCUGAUGUAUGCAUUGAUAAAACCCUCGUCCCAUUCCGUGGUCUCCUUAGAUUCAGGCAAUACAUAAAAAAUAAGAAAAAUAAAUUUGGAAUAAAAUUGUAUAAGUUAUGUACUGCCGGAGGUUAUACAUUUAAUUUGAAAAUAUAA
This is a messenger RNA of Acanthoscelides obtectus, 1260 nucleotides long. The record is from the annotation of a GenBank genome assembly. NCBI's taxonomy places the organism in Eukaryota, Metazoa, Arthropoda, Insecta, Coleoptera, Chrysomelidae.